Molecule: messenger RNA, 435 nt
Organism: Anisakis simplex (herring worm)
Lineage: Eukaryota; Metazoa; Nematoda; Chromadorea; Rhabditida; Anisakidae
Source: the annotation of a GenBank genome assembly
AUGAACAUUCAACUGGAAGGUUUGGAUGCAUUCGAGACGAACACACCGAUGAGUCCGGAUGAACCACAGAUUCCACUGCCGCCACUGGAUUUGAACACCAGUGCGCCACCACCCCCUCUGCCACCCCCUCCCCCACCCCCUGUCGCAUCCACAAUACCGCUCAUACCCCCAGUACCUCCACCGAUCAUCCCCAGCAACACGGAUGGGAUGUCCUUCGCCAUUCCACCCCCGUUCCCACCUCCGCCUAUGGCACCCGCAAGUUUCAUGGCUCCGCCAAAUGUCCCUACAAUGGCUUCAGUAACGUCGUCGUCAUCAAGUGCCGGAACAAACGGGCGAAAAGCACGGUUGUCAGAAUCGAAUACUGCUGGUUCUGGGGAGAUGGAUAUGGACAUAUCGGAUGACGAUGAACAUGAGCAAAAAUCUGAGGUAUUUUGA